Tribolium castaneum (red flour beetle) is the source of this 4971-nucleotide messenger RNA. RefSeq lists its product as uncharacterized. The transcript is spliced from 12 exons. The coding region runs from base 225 to 4484 and encodes 1419 amino acids. Gene Ontology annotation, molecular function: guanyl-nucleotide exchange factor activity; protein binding. Gene Ontology annotation, biological process: actin cytoskeleton organization. NCBI's taxonomy places the organism in Eukaryota, Metazoa, Arthropoda, Insecta, Coleoptera, Tenebrionidae. The record is from RefSeq and is a predicted model, not a curated record.
AGUUCUGAAAAGUGCCAAGGAAGCAAAUGGUCGUAAAGUGGCUUGAGUUGAGCGGAUUUCAAUGAUACAUUUUUCAAGUAGAGUGUCCCCUCCACGAUUAGAAACGCGCUAUUAAAGUAAGUGGCCAGUCAAGCGGCCGCCAUUGCCUGCUCUCCGUCUACCUGUGUCUCGAUGGCUGUCCAAGUCCUCACCAUUUGGCGUGAAGAUGCGAGGGGGUGACUGGGAUGUCGGGCUACCAUGAGUCCAGCUGGCACGAGGGCUGCUUGGGCCGCUGCGGCGACUGCACCACGUGCCACCACUCCGACGACGGCCUCUACAAAAGGUUCGUGACGGUGGGGUCGGUGCGGUACGGCAUGCGGGUGGGGGCAGUGUCGCCGCCGCCGCCGGGAGCGGGUCCGCGCUACCGCUCCCAGUGCUGCUGGCCCGCAGCGACUGCUCCCGGCUACGUCUCCCGGAUCCCGCUGCUUACCACGACGCCUAUUAAUAGCUUCGAUAUAAUUAGUUGCGCAAAUAGACUGAGGAUCAACGAGGAGGCUACGUCAGAGCUGCCUCAGCAGACUGUGCGCGAUCAUGUACUGUACUCCACCAAGUGCCUGAAGAACCAACUCAAGCGCUGUGCUUUGGUAAGGCCUCAGAUUUAUGCACGAUUGUGUGAAAACGCCGACGAAGAAGAGUUCAACCUGGAUCGGCUGCCGAGAUUCCGCUUCGGCGGAAAUCGGACCACUACCAAUAAAGUCAGAGAUUUCGAAAAGAGAGCCAACGAGCAAAGACUCAGAGACUUGACGGACAGACUCAAAAGGGGGCCGAUACCGCCCCCGAGGACAAGACACCAGCCUAAAACACCGCCAGAGGAGCCAGUCAGAGUAACACCACUACGAAGUGCCUCCUUCUCACAAGUGGACUAUUCCAGUGAUGAUAAAAAAUACGUCAGGCGAAGGAACCCAAUUUGUGAUGCGACAAACCAAACAGUUGCGACUCUACCCAGAUCUAAAAACCCAACAAGAUGUGAUAAUUUCAAAGAAACACAGAUCACAAACGAACAACCCGAACGUGACACCGAUGAUAAUAACUCCUUGAAACAAUCAAUAACGAGGAGCAACACCAUCUCAAGCGGAACUCCCAACACCCAGGAGAAAAAACGCGAUAAACUCCGCCGACGCAAAGGCAUCUACAUCUCGCAAUGGCCCAACUCCACCGAAAACGUAAUCCCCCAGUUCGUCGAAGACGGCGAUUUUGCCUCGUGUUCGGACACCCCCAAACUUUUGGAAGAACCCCCGGACGACAAAUCGCAAAUAACAAUGUGGACAAGUCCGCAAGAAGAACCCUUAAGUCCCGAAGACAACACGACGGUGCCAGAAUGGCCCAAAAUCACCCGAGGGAUGUUCCUCCUCCGUUCGGACUCCCUCUCAGAGGGUGAGCCCGAAAACAACAAACAAGACCAAAUUUCGUCCGUACCGUCCGACGUCUCCGACUGCGAGAGCAGACUAAGCAUGGGGAACGACCCCUGCAGCCCCCGGCGGUACUCCAAGCGGCCCCUGCGAGGCCCAUACGGCCAAAUGCUUGAAGCCGAGAUGAAAAAACCCGAAACUGGGCGCAAAAGCCAACUAAGCAAUGACCUGAAAUUCCUCGAGGACUUGUCGUUACAAAAUCGGGACGUUAAGUUGAAACACCGGCCAAGGUGUGACGACUCGAAGGGAAGUUGUAAUAAUUUAAGUUCGCCGAAACAGUUGCUAACGUUAUCGAAACGGAAAGUUAGUGCUGAUAGUUUAGUUGUGGAGAAUGAUCAAAGGUUGGUUGUUAAUCACCAACGUACCACUUCGAGUCCCUCCAAAUUGGAGGGGUUCGCCAAUACUGAAGUUUCGCAGGAAUUGCUGGAGCAGCUGUUGAGGGGAAGUUCGGAACAACUUGCCACCGAUGCCAAUUUACAGCAGAAAAAUGAUACGAGAACGCACGUGGUUGUCGAGCUUUACGAUAACGAGAGGACUUACGUCGAAGCAUUACAGAUUCUGGUCACGAAAUAUUUGGAACCGCUUAAAAGCCCCGAAAACACCAAUCUUUUAGACGCGACACUUGUUGAUGAAAUCUUUUAUCAAAUACCGUUUUUGUUAAGCCACCAUCAGGCUUUUUUGGAAGAAUUAAAAAAACGCCUAGAGCACUGGGACAUUAAACAGAAAAUCGGAGAUGUCUUUUUGGAGAUGUUUUCGAAAAGUUCGGUCAUUGAGAGUUACACUAACUACGUUAAUAAUUGGAAGCGAGCGAGGGAGAUUAUCAAGAGUGCCCAACAGUCCAAACCGACUUUUGCCCGAUUUUUGGAGACAACAGCAAGGGAACACAAAGGCAAGUUAGCCCUUGAUUCUUUAUUGAUCAAACCGAUCCAAAAAUUUCCAAAAUACGAGUUGUUGCUCCAAAGAUUGAUCAAACACACUGAUGUUAACCACCCGGACCACAGUUUGUUGCUAGCUGCGCAAAAAGAGGUCCAUGAUCAAUUGCUGAAAAUCAAUUGUACUGAAAGAGAAGCUCUGGAGUUGGAACAACUCCGGGAAAUUGAAGGUUUGAUCGAAGGUUUAAUCGAGUUGGUGUCAGCCGACCGCCAGUAUUUGCGACAUGAUUUAGUCAGUAUGGCUGCGGGUGGUGGCACUCGCAAAGAACGGGCUUUGUUCCUCUUCUCGGAUUUGCUCCUUGUGACCAGUAUUAAGCGGCGGAGUGGAACAAUCCGAAGACCCACCGGUCAAGGCAGCGUGACAAGUACCCUCGAAGCGAACAAGUACAAAUUACUUAUGAAGAUAGCUUUAGAAGAUUUAGAAAUAGUCCGCUCGAAGGACGACAAUUUGAAACAGAUGAUGAUCGAAAUUGAGAAUUUAUCCGCGGAUGUCGGCAUUCUGAACCAAAUUAAUGAAUUAAGUUGGUCGCUACAUUGUAAUCAUACUCAAUUAGACGAUCUCAUUAGAGAUAUGUUGUCAUCUUUGAAUAAGCAAUUAAUGGAGCAACAAAACAGCGACUCGCAGCUCUCUUGUCUCGAGCUCACCCUCAACACAUCCAACGGCCUGGAAAAUGUCUCGAUCGUUUUUUCGAAGCCUGAAAAACGCGCCUCCUGGGAGGAGUCGUUCAACGAGGCCAAGCACAAAUUAGCAAUAUCGGGUGAUAGAAAACCAAGUCCGGAACUCCUCGCAACGGUUCCGAUCCGCAAGACAAGAGCCGGUCUCCAAUUCACCUGCGCUGCGCCUACUUUAGGCGACAAUGGCAAAGACGUGUGGGUUUGCAACAGCGACGGUUAUGUCGGUCAAGUGUGCAUUUUGAGCCUACAACCUGAGCCCACCGUAACGUCGUGCAACGGUGUCUGUAACGCGAGGAUUUUGUGCAUUGCCUCAGUCCCUGGUGUCAGUUACAGUUCUGUUAGAGGGAACAACAACCGGGAGGACACCGAGGAACACAAGACUAUCCAAUUCGAUAGUAGCUCCUCCAGUGAGGAGGACGACGAAACGGACAAUGAGGAGGUCGACGAGCCCCAAAAAAUUUCAGAGGCUCCGGACGUUUCAAGUGUCGAUUUGGACGACAUUGACAGUCAACAGUCGACGAUUUGGUUGGGGACGGAAGAUGGCUGUAUCCACGUUUACAAUUCCAGUGACAAUAUUCGGAUUAAGAAAAACAAAAUACGGUUACAGCACGGAUCGUCAAUACUUUGCAUAAUAUAUUUGGAUAAUCGGGUUUUUGUCUCGUUGGCCAAUGGCGACGUUACGAUCUACGACCGGGAUGGAUCUGGUUGGAACGUCAAUUCUCCGACGACUGUGACAGUGGGUUCCACGAACAUGCCGGUGUCAAAAAUGCUCCCAAACGUUGGAAAAUUGUGGUGCAGUUGCGGCAACACUAUUAAAGUCUUCAACACUCAAAACCUAACCACGGAAAAUCACUUUACGGUCAAUAACGACAGUAAUAAGCCGAUUUCGUGUAUAGUCCUCUUCGGGAAUGGUCUCUGGCUGUCUUUGCAAAACUCGGCAAUCGUCAAGUGCUUCCAUACUCAGAACUUCGAGCAUUUGUGUGAGGUGAACGUAGCCCCCGCUGUGACCAAAAUGCUAACAAGUUGUGAUGAUAUAAUCAGACAGCACAAAGCGGCCUGUUUGCGCGUGACGUCUCUUUUAGCUUGUAAGGACUUGUUGUGGAUCGGAACUUCGGCUGGGGUUCUGCUAACAAUGCCUCUGCCCCACAUAACAUCGUCAACGACGAAACUACCGAACGUUCCGACUGUCACAGGGGUGUCUCAUGGCCAUACGGGCCAUGUCCGAUUUUUGACCUACGUUGAACUCAAUUCAGGGCCCGGCGAAGGGCCGCAGAGGAAUUCGUACAAGGGCAAGCCGGAGCAGCGCAGUAAUUCGAAAUUACUUGUGAUAUCGGGAGGAGACGGUUAUGAAGAUUUCCGCAGUUCGAAUUUAUCAGAAGUGGCAGGACGGGAGGACUCCACCAAUCAUCUCCUACUGUGGAACAUAUGAUCACAGAAAAUUCUUGUCUAAUACGCUGUCCAACAACCAAGUGCGAUUUGUAUCAUUUUUCGCCAGGAUUCUGGCGUUGGGCAGCGGCAUAUGAAUGUGGCAUAUCUGAACCGUUCUAUGUUCGAGUGAUAAAUGCAUUUUUGUAAAAUGUGUGAUAGUAAUAUUAGGUUUGUGCAUAACGGCAUUGUUUGUUUGUGGUGGUAGUGUUAAUUUCGCCUAACUUGAUAUGUUCCUAAUAUGUUUAUUUGGUUGCGAUAAUUGCAUUGUAAGCUGUUUAUGACACGAUUACUUUGAGGACGCCCAGAUGUAAUUUAAUGUUAUUUUUUUAAUGAUGCCUAUAUUUUUCCUUACAUCGAACGAACUGUUUUGUAAUAAUAAAUUUUUUAAAACAUUGCAGCACGAGAAAUUAUAAUUUAUAUUAUUGCUCAAUGAUGUGACAAAUUCUAUACCUGUUGGAGAAAUACAGUAUUUAUUUUUAUUUAUUCAA